GGGGUUGACGUUUUCUAUUUGAUUUGUAGCAUGUAGCUAUUCUCUUAGAUAACAAAAAGUAGUUUUUCAAUUUAUAGUUCAAAAAUUAUUGUAGUUACAUACAUAAAUUGUAUUUUAAUUUAAAUAAUAACACGCUGCCAAAGUUAGGGUAACAAUGAUAGAAAAUCUUCCUGAUACAUUCCUUUAUUAUGCAUACGGAAGUAACUUGUUAAAGAAAAGAAUUCAUAUAAAUAACCCGUCAGCUGUGUUUUUAGGAAUUGGACGCCUUGAUGGCCAUCAACUUGACUUUAUAAAGUAUUCUGAGCACUGGAGAGGAACAUCAGCUACAAUAGUCCCUACAGAGAAGUCAUGUGUUUGGGGAGCAAUAUGGAGGUUGCAUAACCGUGACAUGCCAGCAUUAGAUAAACAAGAAGGUGUAGAUACAAAUUGGUAUUUUGCAAAAACUGUUGAUGUUGUUACUCCUGAUGGAAAUACAGUUCAAUGUCGAACAUAUCAACAAACUAUAAACCCAGAACUAAGAAAAGAAGGUGAAGAAUUACCUCCAGAAAGAAGACCUUGUAUUACAUAUCUAGAUUGCAUUAUAAAUGGAGCCAAAGAAUGUGAACUACCUGAGGACUAUAUUGAAGAACUGAAAAAAAUCCCUCACAAUGGACAAAUAGCAUCUCCUAAAAUGAUAGAAAAAUUAAAUAGAUGCAAUUAAUCAAAAUAUGCUGUGAUAUUGAAUGUUGUUAUAUGAUAAUGACUUCAUGUGAAGAAUGAUAUAUAAAUAAAUGAUUAUUUAAAGUGUUUUAUCAUACUUUA
Messenger RNA from Manduca sexta (tobacco hornworm), 801 nucleotides. RefSeq names its product gamma-glutamylcyclotransferase. Lineage: Eukaryota; Metazoa; Arthropoda; Insecta; Lepidoptera; Sphingidae. Gene Ontology annotation, molecular function: gamma-glutamylcyclotransferase activity. The transcript has 4 exons. The record is from RefSeq and is a predicted model, not a curated record. The coding region runs from base 155 to 700 and encodes 181 amino acids.